Molecule: messenger RNA, 3470 nt
Organism: Scylla paramamosain (green mud crab)
Lineage: Eukaryota; Metazoa; Arthropoda; Malacostraca; Decapoda; Portunidae
Exons: 7
Coding region: 752-1693 (313 amino acids)
Source: RefSeq, a predicted model, not a curated record
ACUGGCUACGUUGAGCGGCGUGACCCUUCCCCCUCCCCACUCCUAUCCCUCUCCUUUCUCUCUCUCUCACUCUCCUUACUCACGUCUUCUAAAGCAUCGGGAUUAAUUGUAUAGCUUGAAGUUAUUUUUUUAUUGAUAAUUAGUGUAAGUAGUUGUAGUCUGGGAAGUACAUGUUUUUUUUCUGUUUUGGUUUAUUGUACAGCCGUGAAAGUCUUCGUGCGGUUUGAGAUCUUCAUUUGACAUUCUUUCUCGAUUUUUAAAUGUAACACUUAAGUCUUUAAUAAAAAUGUAAGACUCAUUAUAUUAGAGCAAAGAGAUAAAAUAAAUGAAAUUUUUAAUAUAAAAACAAAAAUAAAAAGGAAUGUAGUGUAUUAUAUAUUUAAAUAUUGAAAUAGUUCUAAACGUUGUAGUGUUUAUGCAUGGAAGGACAUUACUGGAACCAUAAGAUGUCAACAAGGGAUGAUGAACUCGGAAAUACACACUGGAAUCCACCGAUAUUUGCGCCAUAGCAUUACAGACCAGUGUUAGGACCGCCCCUGGAGUGUGUGGCGGGCGUGUGGUAGUGAGUGUGUGGUGGGAGUGAGCGGUGACACGGCGCCCUGGAGCGUAACGGAGGUCAUAAUGGGGCAGCGUGAAGGAGGGACUCGGGUGCACUGGAGCAGAACACCACACUUGGGCUCCCUUACACUCCGCCACCACCACACACACUCCGGAAUAACUGCUGCCGCUGCACUCCGCCAGAUAAGUGAGGAUGAGCUCCGACACACUAACAGUGCCCUCUGAUGCGGCUGUGUAUGAAAGCAUUACCAACAUUGCCAUCUGGCUGGAGACGCACAGCCAUGCAGGACCUCAGCAAACCCCAGAGGAGAUUACUGAGGAGGAUCUGGCAGUGGCAGUGCCGGGCGAGUGCCUCUUUCCGGAGCUGAGUGCCGAGAACGAGGAUGCCUCACAUGAAGAGGAGAAAGGCAUCCUGGUCUACACUGACAGCCAUGAAGAUAAGUACAUUUGGUUGCAGGGUGACUGGCAUCCCAUGGAGCGAAUUCUCAACAUUACCUGCUCAAAGUCUGGCUGGGUCAGGACGCCAUGCCUGGGGGAGCGCCUGCUGGUGUUGCUGUUGACGCAGCUGGACUACACAGCACGGGAGGAUGAGUCUGAGGUCCCAUAUGGCUGCUGUCCUCUGAGUGACCCGACCUACCUGCUGUGGCACAUGAACCGCCCGGCUGGGAUGUGCUCCCUCAAGCGCACCAGUAUAUGGGGCGGCGAGGACGUGUAUGCCUGUGACACCCUGGACACUAUGUACGUGCGCCCCUUUGCACGCCGCCAGGGUUACUCGCUGGCCCUGCUGCACACACUGACAUCUGAACUGCCCCCGGGGGACCACCUGGGCCUCUCCCACCCUGUCUCUCUCAGCAUGUGUAAAGUGCUGCUGAAGUUCAUCCAGGUUUACCCGGAGCUUCGGGACACCAUGUGGACGCUGGAUGAGGACGGGGAGGUGUCUGGCACGGUGACCCUCAUGCUGGGCUCCCUUAUGAUGCGUGGGGCACUACAGGGGGCAGGAACUCACAACCCACCCCAACCCAUGGAUGAGGCACAGCAGCCCAUGGAGCAAGCUGACCAGCCCAUGGAGCAAGGACAGCAGCAGAAGCACGGCCGGGACUCCAGCCAAGAGUCGGAGCCUUGUGACACUUCCUAAGGGUUGGUCACACACACUUAUUGCUGUAUUUUACUCAUCCCACUUUUCUACUUUUACAGUAAUCUUCAUUCUAGUUUUCUUUCUUCCCAUGCUGUUUCUGUUGUAAUCCCCUUCUUUUUUAUGUAGAGUAAGUUAGAUAGUGAGUAUUUCAAGUAUGUUAUUUAUUUAAUUGACUUUAUGAAUGUAAUGGGACUUGGAGUGUGUUGGUAGAUCUUGUAGUUAUUAAUGAAUAUUCUUGUUAGGAUAGCAGUAUAUAAUCCAUGGUUGACUGUAGGGAAUGUGUUGUGUAUGUUGCCAUUGAAAAGUUUGGUCAUGGGAGUUUAUACAAGAGAAGACAGGAACUGGAAGGAAUCGUCAAGUAUAUCAUCAAGCUGAAUAGUCUUAUAACAACUGUUGCUUGGCCUCUGAUGUGUGUUGUAGAACUCAGAGCACAUGCUUGUUUUAUUGUCUGCAGAGAUAAAACUGACAUUAUCCCCAGAAGUGACAGGCAUACUGAAGGUAUAUGUGUGUGUGUGUGUGUGUGUGUGUUAGCACUUUAAGUUCACUCACUGCUGAUUACAUGCAUCAAGUACUCCAGUAGAUGUGGAGUGACUUAACUGCUUAUUCAGUUCUUUGAUGCUUUAUUCUUUUCAUUAAAAAAAGUGAAAAUUAAGUGAUGAAUGAAAGUAAGUUUAGUAAGAAUUAGAUACAUAAUCUGUCACUUUAGGAGCAAGGGCCAUGAGAAAAAUAAUAGUUUUCUAGUCUAAGGCUCAGGAUGACAUAUCAAUGAGUGACAAAAUCUUUUUGUAAAAUGUCUCCAUUAGAAGAAAACUUUGCCUUUGAGCAGCCAUAGAUGUGAACUCAGCAGCAAGCAUCACAGAAUGUAUCCGUUCAAAGACAUUACUUGGACAAAGUAUGAGGAGAAUGAAUGAUGGAUGUGAAAACUACCUGAAGUGUUCUAAAAAAAAUGUUUGAAAAUUAUUGUGAAUAAGAGUUGGUGCUAAUAAUGUUAUGUGAGGCCUUUGACAAGGGUGCUGCACUAGGGAUCAACUUAGUGAUGACUUUGUCUGUCUUGCCUUAAUACUUAAUGCAACUGCAGAAAGUCUUUCCCCACUUGUGAGAUGUUUUCUUUUGUCAUAAGCCAGUUAUCUUCAUUAUGUAGUAGGUAUGGUCAUGAUUUAGACCAGUAGAUUACAUAUACAAUGGUGCCACCUUUACUUUGAAAGGUAUUUACAAAAUGCAUGAAAAUUUCUUUAACCUUAUUAUUCUUAAUUUGUCAUGCAACUAGUAUUGUUUUUGGCCAUAUUCUAUUUUAUUACUGUUCUAUUAUGAGUCAGCAUCAUUCAGUAAACAUAUUUUCUGGAAAAAAUUUCCCUUUUUACAAAUUAUUUUACAAUGAUGUGCAUGAGAGUUAGUUUUAAACAUCCCUUCAAAUAUCUUGCAAGAGGAGGUGGAUAGUGAUAGCAGCAGGCACGGCAGGGAGUGGUGGGAAUAGCCUUGAGGUGUGUUGCUGGGUUGGAUCAGAUCAUGAACAGCUACAGGAGGGCCACAGCCAGACUUGUCACCAUCACAGAAUGUGGCUAAAAGCAAAAUUGGUAGUAUGUGAUUUUUUUCUCUCUGGCAUGUUAUUACCAAUGGUUGAGAAUCACACGGGUUGUUGGUGUUGUUGUUCUGUAGGUAGUGCCCCCUUGGUCUUGGGCUCAAACACUAGGUACUGUCGUGGGUUUGGCUUCUCUGUCUCAGUAACAAACAUAUAUGACCUCUGACUGUAUGAAUAAAAUUUCUUACAACAUUAUCA